AUGCAAUCCAGUCCCAUCGCAGAGGACGACAAGAAGCUGUUCGACAUCGCUCCGGCUGAGGAUGGUCUCGACAAUGCUAAUGUCCAUGAAUUGGGGAUGCUGGAGGAUGACCUCGCGGCAGUGCAUGCGAGGUUGGGGGAGGCGAGCUUGGAGUGGACCUAUGCAGUCAUCAAAGAGGCUCGAGUCGUCCACAAGAACGAUCCAAACUUUCCCGGAGCAGUGCUAGAUCAGAUGGACCGAUUUCUCGACGAUCCAAACGUCUUGGCGAAUCCCGACAAACAUGCUGAUCUCAUCAGGGAGAUGAAGAUGGAGGCCAUCUUGUCGACAGAGAAUUCGCCGUAUCAAGAGGUUCGAGCGAAUGUGGACAACACAGACGACCCGACCAUGCCUUCGCUCACGUUCAGGGUUUGGGUCAUUGGCACGAUAUUCUCAGGCAUUGGAAGCUUUAUCGACACCCUGUUUCUUGUGCGCCAACCUGCCAUCUCGGUCGGACCAAACGUCGCGCAGAUGCUUGCAUAUCCCGUGGGCAAGUUGAUGGAGCGAUUGCCCGAGGCCAGUUUCUCGCUUCUCGGCCAGACAAUGUCGUUCAAUCCUGGCCCGUUUAACAAGAAGGAGCACAUGCUGAUCACGAUCAUGGCCUCCGUGUCCUUCUCCUACCCCUACACGGCCUUCUUGAUCCCUACUCAGGCGCUCCCCCAGUUCUUUGGCCAGGAAUUCGCGCGAGAAUUUGGGUACCAGCUGUUGUCCACCAUGGGCAUCAAUUUCGUCGGGUAUGGGCUAGCUGGACUGUUUCGCCGAUUCCUCGUCUUCCCCAGCUGGGCCCUAUGGCCAUCCUCUCUCGCGACCAUUGCGUUGAACAAGGCAUUCCACACGGAUCAAAAUGAGCCAGUCCAAGGGCCAUUUGGCUGGGUCUUUCGUCGUUCACGAGGUCAGGUGUUCUUCAUCACCUUUGGGGCAAUGUUCAUAUGGUUCUUCUUCCCCGGUUUCAUCUUCCAAGCCUUGUCCGUGUUCAACUGGUUGUCGUGGAUCGCUCCGGACAACAUGGCAUUGAACAAUGUCAUGGGGUUCAAUAAUGGCGUGGGAUUGAACCCGUGGCCGACGUUUGAUUCUGACUUUAGGACCCCAUGGCUCACCCCGUUGACCAUCCCCACAUUCUCCAUCGUCAGUCAAUUCAUCGGCAUCUGCAUCGGCACCUUGAUGACCAUCGCUUUCUACUGGCAAAACGCAUGGAACUCGUCUUAUCUCCCGAUCAACGCCAACAACACCUUUGACAACACAGGGUCAGCCUUCAACGUGUCCAAGAUUCUCGGUCCCGAUGGGCUCUUUGACAACACGCGGUACCAAAAGUACUCCCAGCCCUGGAUGUCGGCGGGAUUCUGCACCUAUCUUAUAUGGUAUUUUGCGAUGUACGGAGCGACUCUCUCCUACAUCUGCGUCUACCACCGCCACGAGAUUGUCACCGCGGUGAGAACUACAGCCAAAGGGUUCAAAAAGGUCAUUCUGAGGCGUCGAGCCGACACCACGGAGGAUCCGCUCGCCGAAGACGUUCAUUACCGCCUCAUGAAGCAUUAUAAAGAGGUUCCCGAAUGGUGGUAUGCCAUCCUGCUCAUCAUCGCCGCCUGCGUCGGCAUGCUGGGCGUCGGUCUUUGGCCAACACACACUUCGCCCGUGGUCGUGAUCUACGGCAUCAUCAUGCCUCUUAUCGCCAUCCUACCCUGUGGAAUCGUCCAAGCGGUCACUGGCAUUGCCAUACCGCUUCAGGUGCUUGCGCAGUUCAUCGGAGGGAGCUUUUCUGGCGGGAGCGGCGUGGCCCUCAUGUUCUUCAAAUCUUACGGGUACAUCUCCAUGUACCAAGCCCUUGCUUUUUGCAACGAUCUCAAGCUCGCUCACUAUAUCAAGAUCCCCCCGAGGCACACAUUUGUCGGCCAAGUCUGGGCCACCCUCGUCAACACAUUUGUCGCCGCGUCCCUGUUCAACUUUCAAAUGUCAUUCAGGGGGGUCUGCACACCAGAUGCAGAUUUCAAGUUUACCUGUCCGGGGCAAAAAACGUUCUACACCGGCGCCGUGUUCUGGGGCGUGCUUGGUCCGAGUCACCUAUUUGGAGCGGGCAAGAGGUACAACCUGUUGCUCCUGGGCUUUCCCAUUGGGGUGAUGAUCCCGAUCAUCCACUACUUUGUUCGCCGGAGCAUGCCAAAGCGGGAAUGGAUCAGGCAGAUUCACCCGGUCAUGAUCUGUGCGGGUCCAGCCAAUUGGGGCUCACCCUACAACUUUUCCUACUUUUGGCCCAACGUCAUGGUCGCGCUCUUCUCCUUUCAAUAUGUCCGAAAACGAUACACUGCGCUCUGGGCAAAGUACAACUACGUGAUCGCAGCAUCCUUCCCCGCCGGCAUCGCAGUCGCCGCGUUGGUCAUCUUCUUUGCGCUCGAACUGCCCGCUGGGGGGUUGAGCAUCGAUUGGUGGGGAAAUACCGUCUCGUAUGAAGGGUGUGAAGGGAGUGCGUGUACAAGGUUUAAGAUUCCCGAGGUGGGGUAUUUUGGCCCGACGCCGGGCACAAAUGCGUUUACCUAG
Messenger RNA from Kockovaella imperatae, 2568 nucleotides. RefSeq names its product OPT oligopeptide transporter protein-domain-containing protein. The transcript has 14 exons. Gene Ontology annotation, molecular function: oligopeptide transmembrane transporter activity. The record is from RefSeq and is a predicted model, not a curated record. Gene Ontology annotation, biological process: transmembrane transport. NCBI's taxonomy places the organism in Eukaryota, Fungi, Basidiomycota, Tremellomycetes, Tremellales, Cuniculitremaceae. The coding region runs from base 1 to 2568 and encodes 855 amino acids.